UCCUCCGUAGUGUUUAUAGGCGUGAUCGCAAGCUUGCCGCCCAGCUGUAGCCCGCUGAUUUUAAGCAGGAUAAACGAAGGAACCUUUGUUGAUUGUAGCCGUGGUUCUUUCGUUGAAUUUUGCGCGCUAUUCCUGUAGCAAAAAAUAAAUACUGAUUGUGUGAAUCGGCGGCAGCGCUUCUUAGCAUGAAGGAUGGCGCUCUGAAUAACAACACGCAAAAGCAACUGGCAGUGAUGUCUAGGCCACCUCGUAUAAGGAAGAGAAAUAGGAGGAUAUUCAAUGACUUCGAGGACACAUCGUACACGCUAUCGAGAUCUUCAGCGCGGAAAUCGGCACGCAUCGCGUCGCCGAUUUCGCAGAAGACAGACGAUCCGGAAUGGACACCGGACAAGCGGACGGGUAACCGCAGCAUUAAAAAAGAGCCGCCGCCUCCUGUUUCGAUGCCAGACAAGCGAGUAAUCCAGAAAGUGGGCAUACGCCUACGGAACCUCCUGAAACUUCCAAAGGCCCACAGAUGGGUCUGCUACGAGUGGUUCUACUCAAACAUUGAUCAGCCACUCUUCAUGGGAGACAACGAGUUUUGUGGUUACCUGAAGCAGUCAUUUCCUUUGCUCAAGACGAGAAAGUUGACGAGGGUCCAGUGGUGCAAGAUCCGUCGAAUCAUGGGCAAGCCUCGGAGGUGCUCGCCAGCCUUUUUCGACGAAGAAAUCCGAGCACUUCACGAGCGGAGAAACAACAUUCGUCAGGUGCAGCAGCGGAGAACAGUGUCCAUGGAGAACUAUACCAGCCUUCCUGAUGACAUUCCACUGCCACUGGUGAUUGGGACCAAAGUGACUGCUCGCUUAAGAAAACCACAAGAUGGGCUUUUCGAAGGCUCUAUCGAUGCCGUCGACACACAGACAGCAACGUACCGCACCAAGUUCGACCGGUCAGGCCUUGGCACACAUUCAGUCCCUGACUAUGAAGUCCUGAGCCUAGACCCUCCUGAAACAAUGCCCAAGUCAUCCUUUCUACAAAGGCAACGGCCUAGGCAAGUGUUCUACCUGAGCCCUCCAAGGACGAUGUAUGGCCAUGGACCACAGCUCGAUAAUGAUCCACUCCUAGGUGCCUCUCCACUACGUUCUGGGCUCCAGUCCGUCGAUGAAACAUCCACUGUUGGCGGGUUCCCUGUCGAGUUUCUAACACUUAUGGUCCAGCUGUCCAAGAUCCUUACUGUAAAGAAGCAGAAAAUUGAGAAGUUAAGAGACAUGAACACUCAAGCAGAGAAGAUGACGUCGUAUGGACAGGUGAUCGAGCCGGAGUUUAAGAAGCGGUAUGCAGCCCUCAUCAUGGAGUUUGAGGCACUCAACAAAGAUCUGGAGGAAUCUCUGGAAGGCAUCAUGACCUACUGUGAAAGGCUGGCUCCCGAGCAGGGCCUGCAGUUCGACAUGCAGCCGCAGGCGAUCCGCAGCAAGUGCCUUAAUGAGGCCCGUGAACUGAUGCAGCAAUGUGCUGCCCCAGGAGGCAGCAUGGCGGCCACCCUGUCGGCCUCCUCCUCCUCCUCUAACGCUUCCCCUUCGUCCCAAUCGGAGGGGAGCGUGGCACAGCAAGCGCUAGACCUGGUAGCCAAGCUCACCUCCCUCAUGCUGCAGGUCAAGAACCUUUCCCAAGGGGACCUGAACUCGUUUGAGUUGAAAUCACUCAGUGAAGCCAUGGUGGACGUUCAGAACAGCGUGAGCCAAAGUAAUGUCGGACUUUUUCAAAACAAAGUUCAAAUACACAUCAACCACAUCCAGAACGGUCUGAGCCAGCUGGGAAACCUGCACGCGUUUACAUCAUCGUCUCACAACAUCUCCGUCUAAGCCCAUCCUCCAUCCUAGCUGUACUCUUUGCCUAGCCAGCUUCUGCUUCAACGGUUGCACUCAGUAUGGAUUCAUCACCUUUACGUGCUCACAGCCAUUAGGUUUUGUUUUUAUUGUUUGACUUCUGGCGAAAGCCCUCUUCGGGUUGCAGACGCUUUGAGAAUUGUGUGUUACAAGGAAACCCUGAAGACGCUGCAUGGUCCACAACGUUGUCACCAGCGAUGGAUCACUUGUAAUUGAGGGGUUCAUUGAACGCGUGUUCGCUGUAAUUAGAUGGCAAUGUUAUUUGACGUGUCUCUUUCAGCCCCAGUGCAUUGAUUUUGUUUGUCACAUUAAUGCAGAUGUACUUUUGAAGCCUUGUAGUUAUCGUGGUGCUGUUUGCAAACGACAUAUAGAACGACACGAGAUUUGACAAGUGAUGGCACGGACAUAUGAAUCGUUCUUGUGGUUUGCGUUGCCUUUUUUUUUUUUUUUCCUCUUUCUUUCUUAGGUUGUACAGGCAUCAGCUCAGUGGUCACAACUGCUGUGCUCGCUCUUCUUGUGGAAAUAAAAUGCCCUGAGUUAACUUGUGA
This is a messenger RNA of Dermacentor andersoni, 2413 nucleotides long. RefSeq names its product protein lin-9 homolog. Gene Ontology annotation, cellular component: transcription repressor complex; nucleoplasm. The record is from RefSeq and is a predicted model, not a curated record. NCBI's taxonomy places the organism in Eukaryota, Metazoa, Arthropoda, Arachnida, Ixodida, Ixodidae. Gene Ontology annotation, biological process: reproductive process; DNA-templated transcription; regulation of transcription by RNA polymerase II. Gene Ontology annotation, molecular function: DNA binding.